Messenger RNA from Cinclus cinclus, 1964 nucleotides. It is a transcript of the gene GALC, whose product is annotated as galactosylceramidase. Bases 211 to 1908 code for a protein of 565 amino acids. Gene Ontology annotation, molecular function: galactosylceramidase activity. Gene Ontology annotation, cellular component: lysosome. Lineage: Eukaryota; Metazoa; Chordata; Aves; Passeriformes; Cinclidae. Gene Ontology annotation, biological process: galactosylceramide catabolic process. The transcript is spliced from 17 exons. The record is from RefSeq and is a predicted model, not a curated record.
GAUUCCAACGGGCUGGGCAGGGAGUUCGACGGGAUCGGGGCUGUCAGCGGCGGCGGGGCCACAUCUAGACUCCUGGUGAACUACCAAGAACCUUAUCGGUCCCAGAUUUUAGAUUACCUGUUCAAGCCAAAUUUUGGUGCUUCUUUACAUAUUCUCAAGGUAGAGAUUGGAGGUGAUGCACAGUCAACAGACGGUACUGAACCCUCCCAUAUGCACUAUGAAAAUGAUGAGAACUACUUCCGGGGCUAUGAAUGGUGGCUGAUGAAAGAAGCUAAAAAGAGAAACCCCAAAAUUAAACUGAUUGGAUUACCUUGGGCAUUUCCAGGAUGGAUAGGGAAGGGUGAAAAUUGGCCCUAUGACUAUCCAGAUAUCACUGCUUACUAUAUUGUUUCUUGGAUAUUAGGAGCAAAACAGUAUCAUGAUUUGGACAUUGAUUAUAUUGGGAUAUGGAAUGAAAGGGCAUUUAGUAGCAAAUACAUUAAGCUGUUGAGGUACACAUUGGAUAAGCAUGGUCUGGAGCAGGUGAGGAUCAUAGCCAGCGAUAGACUGUGGGAGCCCAUUUCCUUUGUCAUGAUGAUUGACUCUGAGCUCCACGGAGUGGUCGAUGUGAUUGGGGCUCAUUAUCCUGGGACAAAAACAGUGAAAAAUGCCAUAUUAACUGGGAAGAAACUGUGGUCAUCAGAAGAUUACAGUACUUUCAAUAAUGAUGUUGGUGCAGGCUGCUGGGCUCGGAUCCUGAACCAAAACUACGUGAAUGGAAACAUGACCUCAACAAUUGCAUGGAAUCUGGUGGCUAGUUAUUAUGAGGAGUUGCCCUUUGGUCGGUGUGGAUUAAUGACAGCACAGGAGCCGUGGAGUGGCCACUAUAAAGUUGAAUCUCCCAUCUGGAUUACAGCACACACCACACAAUUUACUCAGCCAGGCUGGUCAUACUUGCAAGUGGAUGGACACUUAGAAGGAGGUGGCAGUUUUGUGGCUCUGACAGAUGGCCUAGGGAACCUUACCAUCAUCAUUGAAACUAUGAGUCAUAAUCACUCUAAAUGUAUCAGGCCUCCAUUGCCAAAUUUCAGUGUCAUACCUCAGAGAGCAACUUUCUACCUCAGAGGGUCAUUUUAUAUGGUGGAAACCCUUCAAGUGUGGCAUUCUAGACUUGAUUUUGAAUCUGGAAAAUCCAGUCUUUUCCAGCAACUCCAUCCUGUAUGGAAGGGAAGGUUUUCUUUAGAUCUGAAUGUAGAUGAAGUCUACACUUUAACCACACUCAAGACAGGAUGGAAAUGUGAAUUCCCAGAGCCUCCUCCUCCUCAACCCUUUCCUUCAAAUUACAGAGAUGAUUUCAAUAUACGUAAUCCACCUUUCAGUGAAGCCCCAAAUUUUGCAGAUCAGACAGGUGUAUUUGAAUACUUUGUAAAUGCUUCUGACCCAGGAGAUCAUGUGUUCACACUUCGCCAGGUGGUGGUGCAGCGGCCCAUCACUUGGGUUUCUGAUGCAGACCAGACCAUCAGUGUCAUAGGAAAUUUUAAGUGGGUAAACAUGACAGUCACUUGUGACAUCUACAUAGAAAAACCUCGUGAUGGAGGUGUGUUUAUUGCAGGAAGAGUUGACAAUGGUGGGAUAUAUGUGCGACGUACCAAAGGAGUUUUCUUCUGGGUUUUUGCAGAUGGCAGCUACAGAGUCACUGGUGACCUAGCUGGAGAAGAAAUAUUAAUGAAAGGACUUGCUGGUGUCCGGGAUAAUGCAUGGCACACACUUACUCUCAACAUUCAGGGCAACUCUGCCUCAGGACUGUUAAAUGGUUAUCCACUCUGGGAGAAUGUCACCAUUUCUAAACCAAGCAAUGGCUGGGCUGCUCUCGGAACUCGCUCAUUUGAGUUUGCACAGUUUGACAACUUUCACGUUGAAGCUUGCUGAGGUGGCUUUGGCAUUUGGAGAUCCUGGUUCUCAUGUUACUUUGAAUAAGAGCCAAG